This is a messenger RNA of Clonostachys rhizophaga, 1143 nucleotides long. NCBI's taxonomy places the organism in Eukaryota, Fungi, Ascomycota, Sordariomycetes, Hypocreales, Bionectriaceae. The record is from the annotation of a GenBank genome assembly.
AUGUCUGAGUCCGCACUCGUAUCUGAUUUCGAUAGAAGCGACGCGGGUUCGACAUUACUAGGCAGCGGCACGAGUUUAAUAUCACUAGGCGGCACGAGCGCUACAACUCUGGCCGAAACUGAGGCGCCAGGAGCUAGUCAGGUCUGGUCGGCAACAGACGCGGACGAUGAUCCUGGAAAUUCUGAUGCCGACUCAGGAAUUGGCGGCGACGACGAUGAUCUUGGACCUCACGAUGGUGACUCAGGAGUUGGCGACGCCAACUCUAGCACUAUACCCUGGGACCCAGAAGAGGCAGAGACGCUCAUUACUCUGGAUCAGGAAGAUAUGAAUUUCGCCAACAUUGGCUGUAGGAUGUUGAACAUAGAUCAGCAUCCACAUGUGCCACCGAGCGGCAAGUUUCUGGAUCUUGGUUCGGGGAAUGGGGAAUGGGCAAUGAGGAUGGGUGAUCAAUACCCUGCUGCAACUAUUGAAGGCAUGGAUACAAAUGAGUGCUAUAUCCCCGAAUGGGUGACUCCAAAUGUCGAGUUCUUCGUUGGCGACUUUUAUGAUCGUUGGGAAGAGGAAGUUGACGACUACGACUUUGUCCAUGUUCGAGAUAUGACAACAGAUGCCCAAGACUGGCCAAAACUCGUGAAACGUUGUCACGAGCUCCUUAGACCUGGGGGAUCUGUUGAAAUUAUCACAUUUGGGCCAACUCUCUAUUAUCAUGGACUGAGGCUCACGUUCGCAGAAGGUCUCGUACCAGAGAUUCCAGAAAAUAUCAGGGCCAAACAUGAUAUUACAAAAGAAGAAGUCAUGAUCGUCCUCUCUGCAGCCAGUAUCAUAGAUACUUUCGUACAGGAGUACAGUAAGAACAAGUGGCUCCUAGAUCCCGACGAUGAGAUUCUACGCAAAGCUGGAUUUAUCGGUGUCACAACAACCCGUCACCGUGUACCUCUAAACACAAAUUCCUGCGCCUCUGAGGAAGAGCAGAAGUUCAGCAAGGAAUACUACAGGAGACUCAAAGCCAUGCAGACUCGUCUGGGGUUAAAACUUGAACUUGAGAUAACGGUACCGAUUGCGAAGCUAAGCAGAAUAAAGGGCGUUGCGUUAGAAGUAACCGUUAUUUAUGGCAUAAGCAGCGAGAGUUCCUCAAGUUCCUAG